ACAUUUUCAUUCGUACACGCCUUUAUUUUCGUUACUUGUGGCUGGUGAUUAUUGAGAAGCAAAUCAACCAUCGAAGAAAGUACUUUAAAAAUGGGUGAAGAAGCAAUAGACACCUCGCCCUUGAUUCAAAGCUUUUCUUCCGGCGAAGAGACUUUAAGGAGAACCGGUAAUGCAUGGAGCGCAGUGUCACACAUAAUAACAGGUGUGAUAGGGGCUGGUGUGCUGUCUCUAGCAUGGUCUGUGGCACAGUUAGGGUGGAUUGCUGGUCCAGUGGUCAUUAUAUUCUUUGCAGGCACAACAAUUAUUUCCACGUUCCUUCUCUGUGAUUGCUAUAGAUUCCCUCAUCCUGAAUAUGGGAGCAUUAGGAGUUCCUCCUACAUGGAUGCUGUCAAGGUGUACCUAGGAGAGCUAAAGCAAAAGAUGUGUGGAGUGCUUGUGCAUGCGAGUUUAUAUGGGGCUACCACGGCCUAUGUUAUUACAUCUGCUACAAGCAUUAGAGCGAUUCUGAAAUCAAAUUGUUAUCACAAGGAAGGGCAUCAGGCUGCUUGUGAAUAUGGGGAUACCGAGUAUAUGAUAAUGUUUGGACUUGUUCAGGUGGUAAUGUCAUUCAUACCAGAUUUCCACAACAUGGCAUGGGUUUCUGUUGUUGCGGCCAUAAUGUCCUUUACAUACUCAUUUAUUGGACUAGGACUUGGCAUUAAAACAGUAGUAGAAAAUGGAAGAAUUAUGGGGAGUCUAACCGGAGUACCGGCUUCAAAUAUCGCUGACAAGUUAUGGUUAGUCUUCCAAGCACUUGGUGAUAUUGCUUUUGCCUAUCCAUACACGGUUAUCCUCCUUGAGAUACAGGACACUCUAGAGUCACCUCCACCAGAAAACAAGACCAUGAAAAAGGCCUCCAUGAUUGCUGUCUUCAUUACAACAUUUUUCUACCUCUGCUGUGCAUGCUUUGGAUAUGCAGCUUUUGGAAAUCAAACACCAGGAAACCUCUUGACAGGGUUUGGAUUUUACGAACCUUACUGGCUCAUUGACUUUGCUAAUGCUUGCAUCGCUGUUCAUUUGGUUGGAGGAUAUCAGAUUUACAGUCAGCCAACAUACAGUGCUGUUGAUAGAUGGUGUUCAAGAAAAUACCCCAACAGUGGCUUUGUUAAUAAUUUCUACCAAUUGAAACUGCCUCUAUUACCUGCUUUUCGGCUAAACAUGUUCAGGAUAUGCUUUCGAACAGCCUAUGUGAUUUCCACGACUGGACUUGCAAUCCUGUUUCCUUACUUCAAUGAAGUUCUAGGAGUGUUAGGAGCCUUAAGCUUUUGGCCAUUGGCUAUAUAUUUCCCUGUAGAGAUGUACUUUGUGCAGAAGAAAAUUGAAGCUUGGUCUACAAAAUGGAUUGUUCUUAGGACGUUUAGCUUUGUUUGCUUUCUGGUGACAGUAGUGAGUCUGGCUGGAUCACUUGAAGGAAUCAUAAGCGAGAAACUAAGCUGAAAGGUGUAUGCCAGUCCCCUUGAUGGUGCUUAAUUUGUUUGGAGUUUGUUGUUUGGUAGCCUUAUCAUUCAUGUAAUUCAGUUUCCAAGUUAAUUCUAUUUAUUUAUAUGGGAGAGUAAGCAAUUAUGUGGGGAUGUCUGAAACUGAAGGUGGUAUUGCACAUGGAAUAGUUCUGUUUGGUGAAGAACUCCCUUAAAAGAAAAUGAAAUGCUACAUAAACAAGUCUAUACACAUACAAAAACUUGUGAUGUAUCUUGAUUAUUAGAUUUAGCUAAAAGUUUGUGCAGGGUCACAUCAAAACUUUGUUCUUUACAUUG
Gastrolobium bilobum is the source of this 1793-nucleotide messenger RNA. Its product is annotated as probable amino acid permease 7. Gene Ontology annotation, cellular component: plasma membrane. NCBI's taxonomy places the organism in Eukaryota, Viridiplantae, Streptophyta, Magnoliopsida, Fabales, Fabaceae. The coding region runs from base 91 to 1476 and encodes 461 amino acids. The transcript has 7 exons. The record is from RefSeq and is a predicted model, not a curated record.